Molecule: messenger RNA, 833 nt
Organism: Musca domestica (house fly)
Lineage: Eukaryota; Metazoa; Arthropoda; Insecta; Diptera; Muscidae
Product: antigen 5 like allergen Cul n 1
Exons: 3
Coding region: 1-798 (265 amino acids)
Source: RefSeq, a predicted model, not a curated record
AUGAUUUCCAAAGUACAUCUGUACAUUACCUUAGCUCUUUGCGCAAAAUGUAUUUUUGCUGUAAAGACAUAUUCGAGAUUCGGGACAACUGGUGGCAAUCCUUGCGAUUAUUGCAAGGAACACAUUGCAUGCAAUAGCACUUGGAACUUUUCCAAAAAUUGUUAUGCCAAUGCAAAGUUCAUUACAAUGACACAAAAAAUGCGUAACUUCAUAUUGCAAAUUCACAAUAGUUAUCGCAAUAAAUUGGCCGGUGGCAAUGUGAAAGGUUUCGAUCCGGCCAAGCGUAUGGCCUCAAUGAAAUGGAAUAUGGAAUUUGAAUAUUUGUCAAUGUUGAAUCUGCUGCAGUGUCAAAUGAAACAUGACAAGUGCCGUCCAACACCACGCUAUCGUUAUGUCGGACAGAAUUUGGCAUAUUUGUUCUGGGAGAAUUUGAAUCUAACCACGGAGUGGAUUGUGAAAUUUCUAAUUACCCAUUGGUUCGAAGAAAACAAAUAUAUGACAAUGAAUGAUAUUUUCAAUUUAACCAAACGACCAGAGGGGGCCCCUUUGAUAGGCCAUUUUGCAAUGUUCGCCCAGGAACGUGCUAACGAAGUUGGUUGUGCUAUUUUGCAGCAAACUGCCACAAAUGGUACCAAUGAACUGUACUUGGCUUGUGAUUAUUCGUUUACGAAUUGGUAUCAAAUACCCAUAUACCGGCCUGGAAAACCAACAAGUGCCUGCACAACGGGCCCGCAUCCUGUUUAUAGAAAUUUGUGUUCGGAAAAGGAAAUUUAUAACAUCAACUCCUAUAAAUAUUAAUUUAAAGGAAAUUUAAUAAAAAUUAUAAUUACAUG